UUACCAAUAUGCAAGCCAAUAUGAAACGAUUUUUCAAACCAAUUUCUGGUUCAACGUCCAACACCAAUGUCGAUGAUUUGCCAUGGGAUCCUGCUGAGAGGAAAGAGAUAAUGAGUUAUCAUCCGAAUGAAAGAGACGAGAUAAGACGCAGAUAUCUUGUUAGAGGUCCAUGUCAACCUUAUGAUCAUCCUUUUAAAAAAACAAAGAUGAGUAAUGCAAUGAGGCGAUUUAAUCCAGCUUGGUUUGAGAAGUAUGGUACUUGGCUAGAGUAUAGUGUAUCAACAGAGAGAGCUUUUUGUUUGUGUUGCUACUUAUUUAAAGAUGAUGUACGAAAGAAAGGUGGGAAUGAUGCGUUUGUGAAAGAAGGGUUUUGUACUUGGAAUAAGCCUGACAGGUUAGACACUCAUAUGGGUAAAUCAUCCAACAGUUCUCAUUGUUGUGCUGCUGAAAAGUGUGAUAACUUGAUGAAGCAAGGUCAGUCUAUUGUGCAUGCCUUGUUUAAGCAAGACGAUUUGGUGAAGAAGGAGUAUCGCAUUCGUUUAAAUGCUUCAAUUGAUGUUUCCAGAUAUUUGUUGCGACAAGGAUUGUCUUUUCGUGGUCACGAUGAGUCAGAAGAAUCUGCCAAUAGAGGAAAUUUCUUGCAACUCGUGAAAUACACAGGAGAACAAAAUGAUGCUAUAAGUAAGGUUAUUUUGAAUAAGGCUCCAAAAAAUAACCAGAUGAUUUCUCCAAAGAUUCAGAAAGAGAUCGUGAAUUGUUUUGCAGAAGAAGUAGUGAAGUCAAUUAUUGAAGAAAUUGAUUAUGGUGUGUUUGGUCUGUUAGUUGAUGAGUCUGCAGAUAUAUCUCACAAAGAACAAAUGGCUGUUGUAUUCCGAUUUGUUGAUAAGAGCGGAGCAGUGAAAGAAAGGUUUAUUGGAGUUGUUCAUGUAAAAGAAACGUCAUCUGCAUCUUUGAAGUCUGCUAUUGAUAAUUUGUUUGCUAAAUACGGGUUGAGCCUGAAAAGGCUGCGAGGGCAAGGCUAUGAUGGAGCAAGCAACAUGAAGGGGGAAUUUAAUGGCUUGAGAGCAUUGGUUGUUAGAGAAAAUAAUGCUGCUUAUUAUGUUCAUUGCUUUGCUCAUCAACUCCAGUUGGUGGUGGUUGCUAUCGCUAAAAAACACUUUGAGGAAGGAAUUAGUAGAGGUGAGAUUAACACUGGUACAAGAUUGAAUCAAGAAAUUUCGCUUCAAAGACCUGGACAUACUCAAUGGGGUUCUCAUCAGAAAACAUUGGAACAAUUAGUUGAGUUGUUUUCUACUAUCAUUGAGGUUCUUGAGUAUAUCCAAAAUGAAGGCGUUGAAGACUCCAAAAAACGUCAAGCCUAUGGUCUUCUCAAGUACUUUCACACUUUUGAUUGUGUGUUCUACAUGCAACUAAUGCUACUUAUUUUGGGAUUAACUGAGAAUUUGUCAAUGGCUUUGCAAAGGAAAGAUCAAGAUAUUUUGAAUGCCAUGUCAUUGGUGGAAUCUACUAAGGGAGAAUUGCAAAAGCUUAGGGAUAAUGGAUGGGAUUCACUUAUGAAUAAAGUUUCAUCUUUUUGCGAGAAACAUAAUGCUGAAAUGCUUGUCAUGGAAGACGUCUUUGUUGAUCCAAGGAAACCAAGAAGGAAAACCAAUAUAACCAACUUGCAUCAUUAUAAGGUUAACUGCUUCUACACUAUUCUAGACUUACAGCUUCAGGAGUUCAAUGAUCGUUUUACGGAGGUAAACACUGAUCUACUUAUAUGUAUGGCUUCUUUAAGUCCUCUUGAUUCAUUUUGCGAGUUUGACAAGGAAAAGUUGGUGAAGUUGGUUAAGUUUUAUCCAGAUGACUUUAGUUAUGGGGAGACUUUGUGUCUUGAGCAGCAUCUUGAUAUCUACAUUGACAAUGUACGCAGAGAUGAAAGAUUUAAAAACUUGAAAAGUCUUGGAGAUCUUUCUUGUUUAAUGGUAAAAACCCAAAAGCAUCUUGCACAUCCUUUGGUUUACAGGCUUUUGAAGUUGGUCUUAACUUUACCAGUUGCAACAGCAAGUGUUGAGAGAUGUUUUUCGGCAAUGAAAUUGGUGAAGACGACUACACGCAAUAGAAUUGGAGACCAGUUUCUAAGUGAUUGUCUUGUUUGCUAUAUUGAAAAAGAGUUACUUGAUUCUGUCACAAAUGAAAAAGUGAUAGAAAGGUUUCAGAUGUUGAAUGAGCGUAGGGUAGUUUUAUAA
Camelina sativa (false flax) is the source of this 2228-nucleotide messenger RNA. NCBI's taxonomy places the organism in Eukaryota, Viridiplantae, Streptophyta, Magnoliopsida, Brassicales, Brassicaceae. The record is from RefSeq and is a predicted model, not a curated record.